GAAGCAUGUGGUUAAUCCAAGUGGUCGUUUGCUGGCUAGAAGGGAUUCCCACCCAUUAGAAGACUGCUUGAUCCAUUGCCUGAUGCAAUUAGGGGUGAACUUUUGCUGGCUGGGCUGUGCUGCUUGUGCUGAGGAUAGAGGAUGGUGUGAGAUAUAAAACCGUAAAUUGCUAAUUGGAAAGAAAAAAGCAUGGCUUCCAGCACAGCUAACCCUGCUAACCAUCUGCCAUACUUCUUUGGCAAUAUUACACGCGAGGAAGCUGAAGAGUAUCUGACGCAAGGAGGAGUGAGUGAUGGACUGUACCUGCUCCGCCAAAGCCGGAAUUACCUAGGUGGCUUUGCCUUAUCCUUGGCCCAUGGAAGGAAAGUUCAUCAUUAUACAAUUGAGAGGGAGCUGAGCGGCUCAUACGCUAUCACAGGGGGGAAAUCUCAUGCGAGUCCUGCAGAACUCGUUAACUAUCACUCGGAGGAAGCCGAUGGCCUUAUCUGUCUACUGAGAAAACCUUUCCACCGGCCACCAGGCGUGGAGCCCAAAACAGGACCGUUUGAAGAUUUAAAAGAGAGCCUCAUCAGAGAGUAUGUCAAACAAACCUGGAACCUGCAGGGUCAGGCCCUUGAACAAGCUAUCAUUAGUCAAAAACCUCAGCUGGAGAAAUUGAUUGCCACUACAGCCCAUGAGAAGAUGCCUUGGUUCCAUGGGAAGAUCUCUCGGGAAGAAUCAGAACACCGUAUCCUCGUAGGGUUAAGAAACAAUGGAAAAUUUUUAAUCAGAGAAAGGGACAGCAAUGGCUCCUAUGCUUUGUGUCUGCUCAGUGAUGGAAAAGUACUGCAUUACCGUAUUGACAGAGAUAAGACCGGAAAGCUCUCCAUACCAGAUGGAAAAAGAUUUGACACCCUUUGGCAGUUAGUUGAACAUUAUUCAUACAAACCAGAUGGAUUAUCAAGGGUUCUUACCUUUCCUUGUCCACGACUUGGCUCAGAAAAUGAUAGUAUUAUUUUUGACACUCGUCCUCCACCUCAUGGAGCCCCUCUUAAGGAGUUCUUGAAAACAAAUCUGCUCUCGAAGAGUUGGGCAAGAGGUGGAAUUAUCUCAAGACUCAAAUCGUACACCUUUCCAAAGGCUGGCAGCAAAAAGCAACAGUCACCUAUUGCUUACUCCGCUGAUGAAUCAGCAUCUUUUAAUCCUUAUGUGCUCCAAAGGACGAGAACGCUCAUGGGAGCUGAUACAGCUGAUCAGAGAGAGGCCUUACCCAUGGACACUGAGGUCUAUGAAAGUCCAUAUGCUGAUCCAGAUGAAAUGAGGCCCAAAAAUGUCACUCUUGACAGGGAUUUGUUAACCCUGGAGGAUGGGGAACUUGGCUCUGGCAACUUUGGUACAGUAAAGAAAGGGUUCUAUAAGAUGAAAAAGGGUGCCAAGCCAGUGGCUGUAAAAAUUCUUAAGAACGAGAGUAAUGAUCCAGCCAUAAAGGAUGAACUAUUGAGAGAAGCGAAUGUAAUGCAGCAACUGGAUAACCCAUAUAUUGUCCGAAUGAUAGGCAUAUGUGAAGCUGAGGCCUGGAUGUUAGUAAUGGAAAUGGCUGAACUUGGGCCCUUGAACAAAUUUUUGCAAAAAAACAGACAUGUCACAGAAAAGAAUAUAACAGAGCUGGUACAUCAGGUUUCCAUGGGGAUGAAAUACCUGGAGGAGAAUAACUUUGUACACAGGGAUCUGGCUGCAAGAAAUGUACUAUUAGUCACCCAACAUUAUGCCAAAAUCAGUGACUUUGGACUUUCUAAAGCUCUUAGUGCUGAUGAAAGUUAUUACAAGGCACAAAGUCAUGGAAAAUGGCCAGUGAAGUGGUAUGCUCCAGAAUGCAUGAAUUUUUACAAAUUUUCUAGCAAAAGUGAUGUCUGGAGCUUUGGGGUUUUAAUGUGGGAAGCUUUUUCUUACGGACAGAAGCCAUAUAAGGGAAUGAAAGGUGGCGAAGUUGCACAGAUGAUUGAAAGAGGAGAACGAAUGGAGCGUCCCGAAGUCUGUCCAACUGAAGUCUACGAUUUAAUGAAAUUGUGUUGGACAUAUAACAUUGAUGACCGACCAGGAUUUGUCGCAGUAGAGCUGAGAUUACGUGACUACUAUUACGACAUUUCCCACUAACAGCACAAAGAAAAGCAGCUUCGUCUGUCUUCAGCAAGCACCUUCUGAGGAGCUACAGCCGUCCAUGUGUUCAGUUUCCGAAACCGAGUGACUUUGAUUUUUGUACUGCCACUUUCACCCCGUAAAGCUUUAAGCUAAGCCCUGUGUGUGGAAUUGCCUUUGCUUGCUUUCUGUGCAAUAUCCAGCCCCAAAACAGGGUGUCAAAGGUGGAGGGGCCACAAAGCGUGCAGAACGGACAGCAGCACAGAUGCUUAGACUUCUGCUACGUUCUACUUUAUUUACAUCUUAGUGACAUAUUUUGCUGUGGUGUAAAACCUAUUUAAUAUCUUUCAGCUCUCUUCCUCUCUUGUAUUUGAAUGUAGAUUGGGAUUUAGAGUCUUGUUAUUAAUUUUCUUAGCCCUUGAAUACGUUGAGUUGUUCCAGCCUUCCCCUCCCCAUGGAGGAACAUUAUAAACAUUUCUCACUGUGUAAGAAAUUCACUGUGAAAGUCUGUCAGUCACUUUGACUGACAGCAUGUUUGAUUUUUACCCCCAAGUCCCUUUAAAAGCAAAUCCUAUUCUUUUCAGUAGUAAUGUGAGCCGAGAGCAACUGGGAGAUCUGAAUUUCUAACGUUUGGAAAGAGAAAAGGAAUCAUCAGCUCCUUUAAGUGAUACCAGCUUCUCUCUUUCCUCACGCCACGUGGAAGCCCAGCUGUCCCCCAGGGCAGUAUUUUCUUCCUGGUGAAACCUAGGAACUCAGGGACAUGUUCUUGUCUGGGGGCAAGACAUAUCAGCACCUAAGGAAAUGAUUUGGGGUUUUAACAUAAAGUCCAUGACUGUGUUUCCUAAAAAGCCAGCUGUACGUUGAAAGGUAAAGAGUAGCACCUUUCUCUCUCUGUCCUGUUUCAGCUCUCUCCAGAGAUCUUUUCCAUGCAUCUCUUUGGGGUAUACCAAAGCCCCUUGUGCAGCAAGGUGAGCAGCAGACACUUUUUUUAAUCUUUCUUUGAAAGCAUUUGAGAUUCACCACAGCUCAUCACCUCAAAGCUAAAUUUCACCCCUAGCUCAAACAUUUUUAAACUGGCUUAUGUUUACUUUUGUCCUCUCCUAAAUGUAUUUGCCUGUUAAUAAUCCUUCAUCUUGCGUUAGGCUGCAAACCCCAUAAGAAAAGGUCUUUGUCUUACUCCUUUUUUUAAUGCACCAUGCAGUGUCUCCAGUACUGUAUAAGUAUAGCAAUAACAACAACAAAUAAUGUAGUCAACCUUUGUUCCUGUUUGUACCUUUAUGCUUUCUUUGUCCUGUCUCAUUUUAAAUAUUCUAGAUGUCAAAAUUUCUAUCACUUGUUUCCCACAAACAGUCACUUUACUGGCAUUUACAUAUAUCUCAGGAAUCUACACAUGUUUCAUCUACUGGAUAUAAGUUUCAGAUGAAUAUGAAAAAUAAGAUUUAGAGAUAGAUAUAUUUAUUGUAUACAGCUGUUUAGAGUAUCUGUGUUUAAUUGUGGUAUUAUCAGGGUAUUCUUAGAGAUGCAGUGGUAUUUUUCUCUCUAGGGAAAGAAAUUGAAGAAACUGUUGGUGAUUAGAGUGCAAAAGUGUUAAUUUGCAUUCUAUGAUAAACAACUAUAAACAAAUGUAGGAUUCAAUGUAAAAUAAUUAGUCUCUUUUUAAUAAUUAUAGGUUCUGCUCUUCCAGAAAUACCUGGUCAUUUUUGGUAGUUUAAUUUUUGAGUGUCCAAAUACUCCAAGUCCAACUACCAAAAUACUUCAGAAAGCAUAUGCUACUGAGAUACUCAGUAAAAUGAACCAUGUUUCAGAUGUGACCUGAUCCAAAUGUGAUUUAUAAUGAAGCUGAUUGAUUGAUUUUUUUUAAGAAACAUUUUUCUACAAGAAGAGAUGUCUAGAAGUUCCCUAUAGCUGUGCAUAUGUGGUUUUUAGCAUUAUCCCUUUUGCAGAGAAAUUGUCAGCGCUUGUACAGUCAGUGCAUUUAUGGGGAGACCAAUUAUAAAUCAGUUGCACAAAUCCCCACCAGCCAGCAAGUGACAGCACUCAAUUUCCCUGUGAUAUAUAUAUAUCUUAAAGCGUUACCUAAUGCAACAAUACUGGAGGAAUAUUUCUUCCCCUUACUUCUGAGUGAAUGCCCCGAUUGGUGUUACUUGACUAUUUUUAAUUUCACUAUAUUGUAAUAAAAGUUUACAAUUCGUAGGAGUAUUUUGAAGUAUUGUGAAAUAACUGGAUUAGAUUUUUAAGCUGAGAUUAAAGACAUUGUUUUAUAAAAUAUGUUGAUAUAACAAGAAUCCUUUGAAUAUCUGUGUAUGUGCUUUCUAUCAAAUGCUUAACGCAGAGAAGAGAGUGUGUAUAUACCAAAUUACUGUGAGUGUUCAUCUUGUGGAAAGACUGAGAUUCCCUUAUUGACACCGAACCGUACCUGACAUGACAGAUGAGCCUGCUGAAAUCAACUAUGUAGGUUUUAAAGUCGUGUUAUACCACCAUGGAGCCUCCCUUAAAAGUGCAGGCAAGUGUUCUAGGUUUUCUGAAAGGAGAGAGGACUUCUUUCAUCUGACUCCCUUUGCAAGCUCCAGUCCUCAGCAAAACGAAGACAGGAUGUGACGGAAUGCAAGUAUGAAUAAUAAUAACAAAAAGCCUGGAAGACAGACAGCUCCUCAAGAUACUUCACUUCAGAAGGAUCGCUGGGUGAUUUACAUACACUCCUAUGGUUGUUUUCUUGAGUAACAAAUCUGGCCUAAGUUUUCCUCCCUCCCACUUGUGGGACUGCACCAUCAGCAGGGUCACUGAUAGAAGCUGGCGCUCAGAGUAACCCUUCAAAUAAAGGGGCUCUUGUCUG
Messenger RNA from Dromaius novaehollandiae (emu), 4948 nucleotides. RefSeq names its product tyrosine-protein kinase SYK. Gene Ontology annotation, cellular component: cytoplasm. The record is from RefSeq and is a predicted model, not a curated record. Bases 190 to 2133 code for a protein of 647 amino acids. The transcript is spliced from 15 exons. Gene Ontology annotation, biological process: macrophage activation involved in immune response; intracellular signal transduction; neutrophil activation involved in immune response. NCBI's taxonomy places the organism in Eukaryota, Metazoa, Chordata, Aves, Casuariiformes, Dromaiidae. Gene Ontology annotation, molecular function: ATP binding; non-membrane spanning protein tyrosine kinase activity.